AUGCGAUUUUUAGAUGACACGGGCCAGGCCCAUCGCAAAUUAGUGCUCUGGAGAAAUCCGCAGAAGGCGGCCGAUUACGCGAUAUGCGACAGUAUCGAGCUGUGGCAGGGCUACAUAGUGUCGGAGAGCGGCGUCUUUGCCGUUGACGAAGACUCGUACUUCAACCACCUGUGCGUCUCAGAGCAACCGGUGCUGUACACUACAAACACGUUUCUGACCAAGAUAGGCGUUCCAAGAAUGCCGAUUUUUGAGGAGAGCUGGAAAGAGUACGUGGACGAACAGAACACGUCGCCGUCUGUGGUGUUUCGCGACUCCGUAUACCCUACGAUCUUUGUGAUCAGCACGGCUGCUGUUUUCGCGGUGUUUCUCACAGCGAUUCUUUUCAACAAGCAUCACAUCAGGUCUCUGAAGCCGACCUGGAUCAUGAAGAUAUCAACCCUGCUCGCUACCGGACAGCUGAUGGCCAUCUACAUCUACUCGCUUAUCUACCUGUCCAGACAGAACGCCAAAGGACACGUUUCGGCUUUGGAGCUGGUCGAAUCCAUCACCAAUUCGCUUGGCUUCAACAUCGUGUACAUUAUAAGCUACUUUCUGUUGCUUCUGACGCAGAUCGAGGUGAUCAAAAAAAUGUUCUCUCGAAAAAGAGAACGGCAGCUGAUCUUGGUGGUCGGAGUUAGCCUUGCAAUCAUCUCGCAAAUCAUCUGGGCAGCCUCAACGCUGGCGUCCAAGGCGAACAGCUCUGCAGACGAGAACAUCGCGCUUGUGAUCUUACCCGUGGUGAUGUAUCUGCUGCGAAUAUCGCUCUCGGUGCUAUACGACUGUCUCUUGCAAGUGUACGCCAUUUCCCGCAAAGACCUUGCUUUCAAGCCAACCGUGCUGCCCCUGACGUUGCUCAUGGAGCUCUGCGCAAACGCGGCCGUCGCAUUUUACAUCGCCGACCUGGCCAACCCGUGGGUCAGUCGGCUCGCCGAGAUAUUCAACAUCACCUGCUCGCUGCUCGUCAACGUGGUCACCUGGGAGUGGCUCAACCGAAUGUACCAGCUGGACAAAUUCCGCCAGAAACAGGGAGUGCUGGGUCGCCAGCUGUUUGAGGAGACAGACUCGCGAUACUCCAAGCGGUUCAAUCUCAAGCCGAAAUUUGUCAAGUUCAAGAAGUCGCUGAAAGAAAAAGAACUCCACGCCACCGCUUCCAACGCGUACCUGCCGGACGACGUGUACAUCUACAGUCCGAAACAGAUGAUCGUGCCUCCAACCUCGUUGGUUUCACGGCCAAUUCUCCGUGGGGACAGGAGAAGAGACCCUGUGGUGCACGAUAUCCGCCAAAUCUCGCAGGUCGAGCCGGAGUCGGAAGAAGACUCUGAAGAGGAGCGACUACUGAGACGCAUUCGAGCGCAAAACGAAGAACAUGUUUAA
Ogataea angusta is the source of this 1413-nucleotide messenger RNA. RefSeq lists its product as uncharacterized. NCBI's taxonomy places the organism in Eukaryota, Fungi, Ascomycota, Pichiomycetes, Pichiales, Pichiaceae. Gene Ontology annotation, biological process: cellular response to pH. Bases 1 to 1413 code for a protein of 470 amino acids. The transcript has a single exon. The record is from RefSeq and is a predicted model, not a curated record. Gene Ontology annotation, cellular component: plasma membrane.